Messenger RNA from Ixodes scapularis (black-legged tick), 990 nucleotides. RefSeq lists its product as uncharacterized. The transcript is spliced from 13 exons. The record is from RefSeq and is a predicted model, not a curated record. Bases 1 to 990 code for a protein of 329 amino acids. NCBI's taxonomy places the organism in Eukaryota, Metazoa, Arthropoda, Arachnida, Ixodida, Ixodidae.
AUGCGUCUGGCGCUACUUCUCGUCGCCCAACUGUGCACCACCGUACAUGGAAGUAAAACUCGCAAUGAUUUCAAAACAACAGUGCCAAUAAAUGGAACUUGCAAUGCCACUAUGCUAAAGGUCACGGAAAAUUUCGCAGUGCUCGAAUAUUGUUUGAUGGAUUGUGAGGGGUCUUCCGAUUGGGAAUAUGCUCCUGACCAAAGACUAUGCAACGUUGCUGAAUUUGGAACAGAAGAAAACGUAAAGUUUACUGGAAAGUGUGUGACUGGAAGUUGCGAAUCUCCCGACAAGCAAGAAUAUCCUGCGUGUUCCGGUUACAGAACAAUGGAUAUCCAAGGCGAGGAAAUAGCAACGGUGUGCCGUGAAGUUUGCUUUAGUUCUGAGGAUGAAGUAAGCGAUACGAAUCUACCAAACGGACAGAAAUGUGUGGUACCAAGAUCUUUCUUUUUGUCAAUAUUUAAAGGCCCUACAGUCGGGAUGUGCGAAAACGGAACAUGCAUAGAAAAGCAUCCAACCGAAGAUGCAUGUGGAAGGAAGGUACUCACAGUCAAUUCAGGAGUCAAUAUUGAUACAAGUUGUACACUUACGUGUAAAAAUGGCACAACAAAAAUUGUAGAAAAUGGAACACAGUGCGUGUUUCAAUCCAGAGGAAAACGUCUGUGGCCCCGUUUUUGGCGUUCGACUGUAUUGGUCAAGGAAAUUGGUGUUUGUUUUAAUGGACAGUGUGUUCAACGAGAACCCUACAAGCCUCCCGAACAGAUGCACACGAAAGGAUGCAAGGCAACAGAUAUUUUGAUUCAUCCGAAUCUGACAGUCGCGUCAAAUUGCCGAGCAGAGUGCAGUGGUGGAACUUUCGAGAAUCGAACCGACUCUAUAUAUUGCCUCUGGGAGUAUAUUCGAAGAACGCAUCAUGAUUUCUUCAGUAUUGGAUCUUGCCUUUCUGGGAUCUGCGAGGAACAAGAAAAUUACGCUGUUGUGGUCCAGCGUUAA